This is a messenger RNA of Bombina bombina (fire-bellied toad), 1856 nucleotides long. It is a transcript of the gene JUN, whose product is annotated as Jun proto-oncogene, AP-1 transcription factor subunit. The coding region runs from base 200 to 1141 and encodes 313 amino acids. The record is from RefSeq and is a predicted model, not a curated record. The transcript is spliced from 2 exons. Gene Ontology annotation, biological process: regulation of transcription by RNA polymerase II; regulation of cell population proliferation; regulation of cell cycle. Gene Ontology annotation, molecular function: DNA-binding transcription factor activity, RNA polymerase II-specific; transcription factor binding; RNA polymerase II cis-regulatory region sequence-specific DNA binding. Gene Ontology annotation, cellular component: transcription regulator complex. NCBI's taxonomy places the organism in Eukaryota, Metazoa, Chordata, Amphibia, Anura, Bombinatoridae.
GAAGUGAGUGGAGCUUCCUAGUGACAGCACUUAUAGAGCGCCCGGAUCCCACCAAAGUUUCCCGGGACUUCCUGACAACUUUGUGUGGGCAGAGAGGACGCCGGAGCACAGCACUUCUCAUCAAGUCUUCCUAAUUCCUGGAUUUGUUUUGUUGCUGUGAGUGCAGUAACACACUACUUUGGGAUUCGGUGUGUGUUCUAUGACUACAAGGAUGGAACCUACUUUUUACGAUGAUGCACUCAAUGCUGCUUUUGUACAAACCGAAACCUCUGGAUAUGGAUACAACCCCAAAGUGCUAAAGCAGAGCAUGACUCUGAAUCUCUCAGAUCCUUCCAGUACCAUCAAACCUCACCUGCGGAACAAAGCUGCUGAGCUCCUCACUUCCCCAGAUGUGGGACUUCUGAAACUGGCAUCUCCUGAGCUGGAGAGGUUAAUCAUCCAGUCCAGCAAUGGCAUGAUCACUACCACCCCUACCCCAACACAGUUUCUCUGUCCAAAAAAUGUUACAGACGAGCAGGAGGGAUUUGCAGAAGGGUUUGUGAGAGCACUUGCUGAACUACAUAACCAAAACACUUUACCCAAUGUUACCACUGCUCCUCAACCUGUUAGUACUGUGAUGGCUCCUGUCUCCUCUGUUGCUGGUAAUAAUGGUUUCAGUAACAAUUUGCACAAUGACCCCCCUGUGUAUGCCAACCUGAACAACUUUAACCCAGGUACUAUAACCACAGCACCUGCCUUUACCAGCAAUGGCAUGAACUUUGCUGCUCAGCACCAUAGCAGCCCCCCUAUGCCAGUGCAGCACCCAAGGCUUCAAGCUCUAAAAGAGGAGCCCCAGACUGUCCCAGAAAUGCCUGGCGAGUCCCCUCCACUAUCCCCCAUAGAUAUGGAGUCACAAGAGCGGAUAAAAGCUGAAAGGAAACGCAUGAGAAACAGGAUUGCAGCCUCAAAAUGCAGGAAAAGGAAGCUGGAAAGGAUUGCUAGGUUGGAAGACAAAGUAAAAAACUUAAAAUCCCAGAACUCUGAACUUGCAUCCACUGCCAACAUGCUUAGAGAGCAGGUUGCCCAGCUGAAACAGAAAGUUAUGAAUCAUGUUAACAGUGGCUGCCAGUUAAUGUUAACACAGCAGUUGCAAACUUUUUGAAAACUGCCGGAGAGAGACUGGUGGAAAUAAAAAACAAUAGCAUAAAAGUUUCAGGUUGAAACUUUUGGUUGCAGAUGAAAGGCAUCAAGACCUGACUGUAGAUCGCGCAUGUGCGGGGGAGUCUUGCAAAAAAAGCCUGGGAAUAGAGCCCUAGUGGCAAUGCCACAAACAGUAUCACUUUACCUAGUGCUGUUCCUGCUCUGAGACAUCAGAUCUGUGUUUAAACAUUGACCAACACCUGCAUGGACCUAACACUCAAUGAUCAUUCAGUAUUAAGAAGUAAAAGGUUAAACUGCUAAAGAGACUAGACUGCUUUUUACAAAAGGGAAGGGUUUGGGAGGGAGGCAUAGGGAAACUGAAAAACCAAGUUGAAAAUUCUGUCUGCCUUCUCCUCGACUGUAUGUAUUUGUACAUAUCUUUGUUUUUAUUAUUUUAUAAACUGAAUUGUGUCAGUAAAAUCCGCUCCAAGCAUUUGUAAGUUAUUUUAUGUUUAUUUUUGGGGGUUAUUUAACCCAGUAUUGUUUGUAAAUAAGAUAUUUGAGCACUCUUGAGUUUACCAUUUUUAAUAAAGUAUAUAAUUUUUCUAUGUUUUGUUUUGGAGGACAAUUCCAGAAAAGUUCAAUUAUAUUUAUGAAAAUAAAGAUCUGAAAUUGGAAAAUGUUUUUAUUUAUAUUGAUUUUUUUACAUUGUAAUAAACAAUGCAUGUUAAAACAAA